Messenger RNA from Acanthoscelides obtectus, 687 nucleotides. Lineage: Eukaryota; Metazoa; Arthropoda; Insecta; Coleoptera; Chrysomelidae. The record is from the annotation of a GenBank genome assembly.
AUGACCCGAGACUUGAUGCACCAAGAGAGUUCCUUUAAACGGUUUCUGCUCUUUCUCAUGUUCCUUGAUCAUUUUGUUAACUUUUUCUAUGUCGACAUCUUCGAUAACAGAGACAUUUAUAUUUGGACACCUUUCUCGAAGCACAGCUACAAAGUCGUACAAGUUCGUAAUGUCACCUCUCUGAGCUAUGAGUUGGUCUGCAGAGCGUUUGCAUGUAGCUCCAAUUCCAUCAGGUGCCCCUUUCCCAUGUCCCGCCUCAUGGAAAUUCCACAUUUUGAAUCUAGGUUUGAGGAUAUUUUGACUAUGGUAAUACCACCGUGGAUAAUUAAUCCAUAUGGAGACAUAGAAGAAACGAAUGUCAUAAUACAAGAGGAACCGACUGAACUAAGUACAAGCGAAGAACUUAAGGUUCAGUUUAAAAACGGAUAUCAGCAAUUCUGGCUGCAAAACUACAUACCCGUUACUUAUCCCAGUGACAGAAUUUAUAAACCGGUAUCGAUGUACAAAGCUUGUUGGCAUAUUGGUAGCAGAUUAUUGAUCGAACCCCUGAACAGCACCAAGUAUGGACAGUGUUACAGUGUAAUCAAAUCAGUAUCUCCAGUACCUCAUUUUCAUCUCAAGACGCAAGACGAAGAAGAUACUUCCAAACAUUUACGGCAACAUCUUGAAGAUGCAGUAGAUGGAUAG